CAUCACGUGGUAGCGAGCGGACGUUAAGCUGGUGCUCUGGACUUUAACUUACAAACGAGGGUGUAUUUUCCCACAUAUUUACCUCAGUAUACUUGGCUGGCGGAUGAAUAUGGAGGUUCCGGAGACUGUGAUGCCCCCAUGACCUCGAGGUCGCCCUCUUCCCUCCCGGCGACGAUAUGAGAAAUACCUGCUCCGCUUCUGCCAGAGUUCAUCACAUCUACUUAGACGGUAUCUACAUCUACACCACAUCUGCACAAUACCUUCUCCGCCCACUAUGAAGUAUUUGAUGGUGGCAGUUCUCGUGGUCAGUCUGGCGGCCUCGGAAGAGGUCAUGGCCUCGUCGCGGGGCCAGGAGCAGCCCUCGCCCGUCCAGCCCCAUGCGCACACACACAGGGCACAGGACGCCGCCGCAGCCCCGCCCGCGCACCGGAAGGAGAAGGUGCGGCACGCGCACCGCUUGCGGGAACGUUUCCACAGCAAGAGGAAGCUCCACCGCGUCCACUUCCUCGACUACCACCAGGACACGCCCCUGCACAUAUACGAGAAGCCCCAACGAGACUCCGUGAGGGCGCUCGACCAGGCCUACUUCUGGUCCUACUCAGGGAUCGGGACGCCGAGCGACCUGUGGCAGCAGGCCAUCAGGGUCCUCCCGGGCGAGGGCAAGGACGCGAAACCGAAGCCCAAGGCGAUGCCGGUCACGGAAAACCUGAAGCGGGAUCCGGACCCUGUCGCGUAUUACGGCCUCCCGAAGGAGCUCAUGCCGAUCCACCCUGGAGGAGGAUCCAAGUUCGAGGACCUGGAGAAGGAGCGUCUGGAAAGAGCGAAAUUGGCUCACACCAAAGACGACGGCGACGACACAGAAAACGGUGCUGGCCACGACGCGGAGGGACUCUACAGUUCCGCCGCCGCGCCCUCCCUCUCGCUCCCCGCCGUCAUCGUCGCCUGCUGCGUUAGGCUCAUUCUAUAGAUCCCGUUUACCAGGCCAUUUUAUCAUUCCUGAAAAAAAAUGUCUGAUGUUAUUGAUUUUUAAAGCCUUUAACGGUCUCGCAAGUAAUGAAUGAAUAUUUAUUUUAUCCUGAUGAAUACGAUAAACUUUUUAAUAGGUGUUAAGCAGAAUAGAUUUAGUGCUAUGAAUAUAUCGUUGUGCCACGACACAUAGUGAUAUUGUAUGUGUGUGUAUGAAGAUGUAUGCGCGCGUGCACAUACAUAUGCACUUGCUUACAUUUAAACGUGUGUGUGUGUUUGUGUGUGUGUGUGUGUGUGUGUGUGUGUGUGUGUGUGUGUGUGUGUGUGUGUGUGUGCGUGAGUGUGUGUAUUUGUUUUUGUGUAUGUAUGCUUAUGGAGAGAGGAUAUAACAAAGAAUGAAUAUAAAACACCAUUUCCAUUAUUUGUAACUUCAUUACGAUCUUAGGGUCCUCAGUUUAAUCCUGAUAUGUCAUAUUUUGUGGAUCAUUCUGUGCAUAUUAUUUUUGUAAAUGCAGUUGUUUUGGAGUUUUGUUUUUGUUCUGCAUAUACAUGACUGUUUCUUUACUAUCAUAAAAUGUGAAUUUUGCUUCCAGAAAAUAAAGCAAAUUUGUGCAUAAGUUUUGUGCGUGAGGAAAUAUGUAAACAUUGUUGUUUAGUCAGUCGUGUGUAAGCAUGAAAAAAAAAACAUUAUUAAAAUGUCCAUCCAUCGAGUUUGAAAAUAACAGAGGCAUGAAAAUAUCACAGUAAAUAAAUAGAUAAAUGAAAUUAUUUUUUUUUAUAAAGAUGAAAAGCUAAUGUAUUUACCUGCCACACCCUGUUGUUUUGUUCUUGGGUACAGUGUGAUUCAGAAUGUUAACUGAACCAUGGUUUGUACUAUUUAAGUUUAUUUGCUCGAUGAUAGGUUUAUAUACUGCACGCACGCACGUACACACACAGACUCAGUCUCUCUCUCUCUCUCUCUCUCUCUCUCUCUCUUCUCUCUCUCUCUCUCUCUGUCUCUCUCUCUCUCUCUCUCUCUCUCUCUCUCUCAAACAAACAAACAAACAAAGGAUUGGCACCCUCUGGAGCGGUGUCAUUACAUUGGUCAUUUUCUUUGUUAUCAUAAAAAAAAAAACACGAACGAACACAAUACAGAACACAGAAGGGAAUUCCAACAAAAAAUUACUAUAGUGCAUCCAGUUUCAGAAAAGGAAAAGUUGGCAACUCACUCCUGGAAUACUCCGCUUUACAAAGUUUCUCUUGUAUAUUCAUUACCUGACACUGAAUACAGUGUUUACACAUAUUAUGCCUUUUUAAUACGUAUAUAAUAAGUGUUUUGGUCGUUCUUUAAUGGAAUUUCCUCGCUUUUACACCAUUUGUUUUAUAUUAGGAAAGAAAAGAAUCCGGAAUACUCAUUAAAAUGGUUGCCAGUUUUUUCUCGUCUAGUACUGGACGAAGGAUACGCAACGAAAUGUUUCUUUUCAGCAAACUUUAUUACCACUAAUAUUACAAUAACGAAGAACGCUUGUGCUGGGAAGAUACUGUUUUUUUUUUUUUUUUUUUUUUUUCUCCAAGGAGUAAUAUCAGUGGAUUAGAAGGUAAAUAAGAAAGAUGUAGGUGUGUGUCUGUGUCUGUGUAUGUUAGUUAUAAUUAUCCGUAACUGAUAAUUUCACCCGUGUAAAAAAAUUAAAAUCAAAUCUAAAUUUCGUUCAAUUAACUUUUUUUCGUUUACUUUUUUAUUUUACUCUUCGUUUACUUGUUGAUUUUACUCUUUUUUUCCUUUCCUCUUAGGCAGUGUUAAAUUUUUUAUACAAAUUAUCAAUAGAUGUAUGUACUUUAAACGAAUUUUAAAAAAAUUGACAUACUAGUAUUACAGUCAUUAAGUAAUCAACACGAAGUUCAGAAGCAUUGUAGGAAGAAAUGAUGGGUAUUCUUCAUAAUGAACCCUGUAUAUAUCUUUUUUUUCUUUACCUUUAAUUUUUAUAAUAUUUUUUUUAGGGGGUCACUCAUACCGCUGAUCUCUGAACAGCACAAUGGGGACAAUUACUGGGGACUAGUUCAGAUUGCUACUUACGUUGUGGAGUUACAUAAAAAGGGCUGUAUAGUGAAAGCUAAAAUUUCGUGUGUGCUACUUAUGUUAUGUUUUAUCUCACUAUAUAGGACUUGCAAAAGUAAAUGAAUAAGUAAGUAAACAAAUAAUAUGUCAGAGUUAGCAAAGAUGACAAAACUAAAAAUCUUCACUCAAAAAUACUGUAAACCCACACUCUUUACGAACAAUUUUUGACCAACUUUGGCCCUUGUUAAUGAUAACGAUUACAAAGGAGUUUAUACAGGAAAACAGAACAGAACAGAAGCCAACAGGAACGGUAACAAAAAAAAAGAAAUAAUGAUAAACCAAUCCGCGUACAUUGUAUUUUUAUAACGAAAUAUACACAAGUCUGGUGAACCUGUCGAAGCCAACUGUACAGAGAAAAGUCUUCCUUAAAAGUGUUUUAUAUUAUGAAAUGAUGUUAUUGACUCGAACACAUGACAAAGGGACCUGAUGUAUAAUUAACAGUAAAAUGCUACCAAAAA
Molecule: messenger RNA, 3519 nt
Organism: Penaeus chinensis
Lineage: Eukaryota; Metazoa; Arthropoda; Malacostraca; Decapoda; Penaeidae
Exons: 4
Coding region: 275-967 (230 amino acids)
Source: RefSeq, a predicted model, not a curated record